AUGGAAAUCUCGACCGUAUUAGGAAAACAUAAGCCAUCAUCAAAAACAACUGAAAAGCUGGAAACGACGAUUUGGCCACCAUCACAAUUGAUGCGCAAUGCCGUAAUUAACCGUAUCGUCAGAGAGUUCUCUGGUCCAACCCUAAGUACUGUUCUCUACUGUCGCGAGCUCUCUACCGAAGAAGCUGAAUUCCUAGCUCUCCAGGUCGAACUCGAAGCUUUUCUUGCCGCCGAGGCCAGCGGUGUUGGCGAUAUUGAGAGUGUGAAGGCUUACGUUAACUCUGUCGGUGAUCAUUUGGGGAAGAUGGUUUUUGAUGCUAGAUCUGAGAAGUCAUGUGUUAAGAAGUAA
This is a messenger RNA of Erigeron canadensis, 348 nucleotides long. Its product is annotated as WPP domain-containing protein 1-like. The record is from RefSeq and is a predicted model, not a curated record. Lineage: Eukaryota; Viridiplantae; Streptophyta; Magnoliopsida; Asterales; Asteraceae. The transcript has a single exon. Gene Ontology annotation, biological process: mitotic cell cycle; lateral root development. Bases 1 to 348 code for a protein of 115 amino acids.